AUGAACUUGCACCCCCGGAUCCUGAACAAGUACGACUCGUGGCUGUCCUUCCUGAGCAGCGUGCGGUACUGGAUGGCCUUCAACGUGGAGCGCGCGUGCCAGUCGUACUUCGGGUGCGUGCAGUGCAUCAGCGGCCCCCUGGGCAUGUACCGCAACGCGCUGCUGCAGCAGUUCCUCGAGGACUGGUACCACCAGACCUUCCUGGGCAGCAAGUGCAGCUUUGGGGACGACCGGCACCUCACCAACCGCGUGCUCAGCCUGGGCUACCGCACCAAGUACACGGCUCGCUCCAAGUGCCUGACGGAGACGCCCACGCGCUACCUGCGCUGGCUCAACCAGCAGACCCGCUGGAGCAAGUCCUACUUCCGCGAGUGGCUCUACAACGCGCUCUGGUUCCACAAGCACCACCUCUGGAUGACCUACGAGUCGGUGGUCACCGGCUUCUUCCCCUUCUUCCUCAUCGCCACCGUCAUCCAGCUCUUCUACCGCGGCCGCGUCUGGAACAUCCUCCUGUUCCUGCUGACGGUGCAGCUGGUGGGCGUCAUCAAGGCCACCUACGCCUGUUUCCUGCGCGGCAGCGCCGAGAUGAUCUUCAUGUCCCUCUACGCCCUCCUCUACAUGUCCAGCCUGCUGCCCGCCAAAAUCUUCGCCAUUGCCACCAUCAACAAGUCGGGCUGGGGCACCUCAGGGCGCCGCACCAUCGUGGUGAACUUCGUGGGGCUGCUGCCGGUGUCCGUGUGGGUGGCGGUGCUGCUGGGCGGGCUGGCCUACACCGCCUACAGCCAGGACCUCUUCAGCGAGACCGAGGUGGCCUUCCUUGUCUCGGGUGCCAUCCUCUACGCCUGCUACUGGGUGGCCCUGCUCACCCUCUACCUGGCCAUUGUUGCCCGCCGCUGCGGCAAGAGGCAGGAGCAGUGUGGGCUGGUCUUCACUGAGGUCUGACCGUGGGGUGGUUCCCAGUGCCACGGCCAUCCAAUGUGUCAGGGUAGCCACCGCCGUCCCCUCUUGCCCAUCCCGGAACCACCAGGUGCUGGGGUGAUCCCACGUGCUGGAGUGAACACCCCCAGGCCCCUUUUUCCCCAUCCCGGAGCUGCUGGGCAGCGCUGAGCGCUCCCAACCCUUGGCGUUUCUCAUCAGAUCUUGAAAUCUUGCUUUUAUUCUUUAUUAAGGUGCAAACUUUUCCUAUACUUUCCUUUUUUCCAUCCCAAGCUGGCCACGGAGAAGCCGAGCCAGGGCUGCCCAUCACCCAGCCAGGUGCUGCCAGCGACAUCCCAGCUGUGCCCUAUGGAGCAUCCCGGUGUGGAGCGCUGCUGGCCGCGCUCCCACACCCCAUUCCAGAACCUUCCACCCCUCGGUGCUUUUACAGGGAUUCCAGUCCCUCCUCCGUGGUGCUAGAGCACUUCCCC
This is a messenger RNA of Zonotrichia albicollis (white-throated sparrow), 1406 nucleotides long. NCBI's taxonomy places the organism in Eukaryota, Metazoa, Chordata, Aves, Passeriformes, Passerellidae. The record is from RefSeq and is a predicted model, not a curated record.